Molecule: messenger RNA, 3715 nt
Organism: Cololabis saira (Pacific saury)
Lineage: Eukaryota; Metazoa; Chordata; Actinopteri; Beloniformes; Belonidae
Gene: etnk1
Product: ethanolamine kinase 1
Exons: 8
Coding region: 102-1181 (359 amino acids)
Biological process (GO): phosphatidylethanolamine biosynthetic process
Cellular component (GO): cytoplasm
Molecular function (GO): ethanolamine kinase activity
Source: RefSeq, a predicted model, not a curated record
CGCUCCUCGUUUAUCUCCACACUGACGUACUUUUGUCGUCGACUACAAGCGAAGUCACUUUACUUAAGAAAAAGACACUUUCCAGAGUCACCGUCUCCACCAUGGCCAGUUACAUUCACGUCCCAGACGAGGCUCCUCUCGUGCCCAAAAUAGACGUGUCGGUGGACGAGAGCGACUGCAGAGCCGGCGCGCUGCGGCUCAUGAAGGCGCUGCGGCCGGGCUGGAAGCCGUCCGAGGUCAAAAUCAAGCUUUUCACUGACGGAAUAACCAAUAAGCUACUUGGCUGCUACGUGGGUCCCGUCAUGCAGGAUGUGGUCUUGGUCCGAAUUUAUGGCAACAAAACGGAACUGUUGGUUGACCGGGAAAAUGAGGUGAAGAGUUUCAGAGUGCUACAUGCACAUCGCUGCGCUCCACGCCUCUACUGCACCUUCAACAAUGGCCUCUGCUACGAGUUUCUGCAAGGGACUGCCCUGGAGCCCGAGGACAUUCGCAGCCAACCUGUUUUCAGACUCAUUGCCAGGCAGCUGGCCAAAUAUCACGCCAUCCAUGCCCAUAAUGGCUGGGUACCCCAGUCUGACUUGUGGCUGAAGCUGGGCAAGUACUUUGCACUCAUCUCCCAGUACUUCAAGGACCCUGAAAGUGGCAGGUUGAGUAAGCAGGUUCCCAACCUGCGACACCUCCGAAAUGAAUUGCUGUGGCUCCAGCAGAACUUGUCUUUGCUGGGCUCUCCUGUAGUUCUCUGCCACAAUGACCUCUUGUGCAAAAACAUCAUCUUUAACCAGAGGGAAGGGAGCGUAAAGUUCAUUGACUACGAGUAUGCUGGCUACAAUUAUCAAGCCUAUGACAUUGGGAAUCAUUUCAACGAGUUUGCUGGUCUGAAUGAAGUGGACUACAGCCACUACCCGACCCGAGACUUCCAGCUGCAGUGGCUUCGCUCCUAUCUGGAGGCGUACAAGGAGCACAAAGGCCAGGGCGAUGCAGUCACUGACGAAGAGGUGGAGACUCUCUACGUCCAAGUCAAUCAGUUUGCCUUGGCAUCUCAUUUCUUCUGGGGUCUCUGGGCUCUGAUUCAGGCCAAAGUCUCCACCAUCAGCUUUGACUUCCUGGGAUAUGCAGUCCUGCGCUUCAACCAGUACUUCAAGAUGAAACCAGAGGCGACUGCCCUGAGCUUACCCAAAUAAAGCCCUCCCCCUGCCCAUCGCCCACCCCCUCAUCUUCUCAUCACACUGCCCUGCCCCUGAAGUGGUGACUGCAGGCUGCCCUCUGCAGGCUGGUUGUGAGAGGAGCUAGACAUGAGAGUAAUUUUCCCACAGGUCCCCAGCGUCUUUAUCUGCAAAGACUAACCGGACCACAGCCGAUCACGAGCAGACGCCUCUAACCCGGAAACGUGCACUAACGGUGUGUAUGAAGGGCGGCUUUCACACCCGUCAUAAUGUGAAGUCCUCUCGGCUGAUGUUGUUGGUCAUUUGUGUUUUGAAUAAUGCCAGCAUACUGUAUCAGAGCGUAAACUGUGAGUUGGGACGUCGGCCCGUCGACAACAAAUCCAGGACACCCAGCAGCACGUCUGCUGGGUGACGCAAACACUAAUCUGAUGUCCUCAAAUUUACAUUCAUGGGGAGCCAGCCAGUCAAAGACCAAAUUUGUGGCGUCAUGAAGCGGUACAAAGCCUGCUUUGAUGAGGGGGGCGGAGAAAACGCCACAAAGAUGCCCGUGCUGUCCUUGAGUCCCAUGUGAUACAAGCUCCACCAUGCCAAAAGCUUGUUUCCUGCCUUGUGACCCUGUUCUCAUCCUUUAUUUUGCCCAGUAUACUCUGUAUGCAUGGAUGCUCCACCAGAACAGCCAUGUAGACAUCGUUGCUGUGUAGUGGAGUGAGGGGCCUUUUUUUGUGUUUUGGGUUAUGAAAGUAGAAAUGUGGAGAUGCAGGAGCGCGUCUUGUUUCCUUCUAACCUCUGUGUAUCACUGGAAAGCCAUUUGACUUGAGGGUUUUCACUUUAAUGUUCAUGUUUGCUUUGACACGUGGACUUUGUCUGAAUGUUAACUGAGGAUAGCGACGCAUUUCACUGAUAUUUGAACAUUCCAUGUUCAUGAUAAUGUGCAUUAAACUGGGUGGCGCUCGCGUGCGAGGUCAUCAGCGACACCGGCUGCAAGCAACGCUUUUCCAAACGAGACCAAACGUUGCGUUGUCUCGUCCAAGUCAGCUAAGAUCGACUAAGAGCUGCAGUUCACUCCUGAUGACCCGAGGACUGACCAACUUAUUAACUUUAUAUUGAUAAACCACUGUAAACUUGCAUUUUAAGUGUUGAAUGUUGAAACGAUGGUCUGUAGAAAGUUUUGGAAAUAUGGUUUAAUGAAGAAGGAAAACUGGACGUCUCUGUUUAAGUGUCAGCUGUUAGUUGUUACGAAAGAACAACUGUAUUUUAUCUCAACCCUCGUUUUUAAAAAGUGAGUUAUUUUUUUAAAAGGAGCCAUUGAAAGUCACAAAGUAAAACUUAUGAUGAAGGCUUGUUAUACAACCAAAGUUCUGGCGUGUUCAGUCUUAUUGUUGUGUAGCUCGGAGAACUGAAUUUUAUUCGUACAGAGUUGAUGGUCUUUGAGUGUGUGGGUGUUUGCUAACAACAAACAGCUAAAAUGACGACUAAUGAUGCAAAACAAAAACGCAUCUGCAAAUAUCCAGGAGUUUUAAUCUGUCUGUGUUUUUUAUACACAAAGCAGCACAAAGAAGUUUUGAAGCAGGUUCAUUUGAAGGAAUAUUUGCUCCUUUUCGUAAACGCCGUCUCCUCGUCCCCCGUCCCGACUGUUGGCAAAAACCGCUGAAAGUAACUUGCCACUCCCGUCCUCGUCUCUUGCAGCAAUUACUCAUGGUUUUAAAGCAUUAGGCAACACAAUGAUAAAAUGAGUUGAGAGCUACAGUGGACGUCACAUCGGAGGCAACUCCAAGAAUCAAGUGGUGAUUAAAGAAACUGAGCGAGCAGGAGAGCAAACGAGUAGCUGAAGGCAGCGUGGCCUCCACGCCUACAGGGGGAGCCGCUGAGCUAAGACACAAGUUCCUUUGUGCUGCUUUUUAAAGUAACAAGGUUUUGCAGUUCAAACACUAUUAUCUGUAAUUUCAUGUCGGUGAAUAAAGGAUUAAAAACCUGUUUAAGUUGGCCCUAAUAUAAAUUAAAAGUCUCCGUCUAUAUCAGAUGGGUGUUCAAGAUGUGAGGUUUUGAUUAAGUUGCUGAUUUUAAAGACGUGAAAGAGGAAUGUUUUUGAAGGGAUGUGUGGAUUUUAAUUGGGGUGUACAGUUAAGAGUAUCAGACCACGUUUACUUAAUAUCUGCAGUUGUGUAGUUUCACAAAAGACACAUUUAAAUACUUACCUUCAACUGAACUGUAAUAUGUUGGUGAAACAUUUCAUUUCCACCCAUCUGGAUUAAAUAAUGCAUUUUCACUGUAGACAGUAUCAAGGGUUCUUCGGUCCUUCACACUAAAGGCACCACGACUUAAUGUUUAUAUUUAACUUUGUUAAAGGAAAUGUGUGUCCUCGACUCUCUGCCGCUGUAACAUAUGUUUAUAUGUACAGUAAGCAAUUGUAAAGUCUUUCCUUGCUCUGAUAUGUGAAUUAAUGUACAUAGAGGGAGGCCUUUUUAUUAUUAUUUUCUAAAGUUGCAUUAAAGUGAAUGCCUGGUGUAAAAGAUUAAAUUGCUUUGCAAAAUAAAAGUAAAUAUGCUUUGAAA